Messenger RNA from Fraxinus pennsylvanica, 507 nucleotides. The record is from the annotation of a GenBank genome assembly. NCBI's taxonomy places the organism in Eukaryota, Viridiplantae, Streptophyta, Magnoliopsida, Lamiales, Oleaceae.
AUGGCUCCAAAAAUCUCAUUGCUCUUUCUGGCCAUGGCUGCUAUUCUUCUCCUUGCCCAGAGAACUCAAUCCCAAUACUUAAAUGAAUUCUGCAAAACUGCAACCCACAAAAUACUCUGCACAAAAAUGGUGAAUGGUGCAAAAACCGUGCAUGAUGCAUCCAAAAACGUUAUAGAGAACGCACUUAUUGCUGCCAAAAAACUCCAAUCAAUGUCCAAUCUGAUCGGACCAGUACUUUCGCGAUUGAAACCCGUAACGAAGGAUUCUAUUCUCUCGACGUGUGUUGAGGAUUUUGAAACCACAGUGGACGACCUCGAGAGGAGUUUGCAGGCACUCGAGGAGAAAGAUGAAGGCACGUUGUUGACACAUCUGAGUGCUGCAUAUAACAGCGAUUGCUCUGAUGCAUUUGAAGAAAUGGGUGCUAAGUUGCCACCUCUUUUGACAUCUCAAAUUGAUUAUUUGGCCAAAUUAGUUGAUAAUUGCUUGGCUGUUGUGGAGCAAAAAUGA